Molecule: messenger RNA, 1551 nt
Organism: Striga asiatica
Lineage: Eukaryota; Viridiplantae; Streptophyta; Magnoliopsida; Lamiales; Orobanchaceae
Source: the annotation of a GenBank genome assembly
AUGGAGCCUACAGAAAGCAACACUGUUACUGUGAUGAAUGAUCCCAUGAAACCCAUCUCAGAAAAUGACACACUUGGAACUAUAGAUGAAGAAAACGAUUGUCCGAUCGAGGAAGUCCGUCUGACAGUACCGAUAAUUGACGAUCCUACCCUUCCAUGUUUGACCUUUCGAACAUGGGUUUUAGGGGUCAUUUCAUGCGCGGCCCUCUCAUUCUUGAACCAGUUUUUCGGCUACCGACAAAAUGCACUAUCCGUAACAUCUGUCUCGGCCCAAAUUCUGGUCCUGCCCCUGGGGAAGCUGAUGGCAGCUUCCUUGCCGAGAAAGGCAAUACGAGUCCCGGGGACAAAAUGGUCAUUUUCAUUAAACCCGGGUCCAUUCAACUUGAAGGAGCAUUGCCUGAUCACCAUAUUUGCAAAUGCAGGCACAACUUCUGUUUAUGCGGUGAAUAUUAUUACUAUUGUGAAAGCCUUUUAUCACCGUCAGCUUAAUCCGGUGGCUGCACUCUUGCUGACGCAUACUACACAGAUGUUAGGCUAUGGUUGGGCUGGAAUCUUCCGGAAGUAUCUAGUCGACUCGCCUUACAUGUGGUGGCCCGCGAACCUAGUCCAAGUCUCCCUCUUCCGGGCUCUGCACGAGGUCGAAAUCCGACCAAAAGGAGGACUCACAAGACUCCAAUUUUUCAUAAUGGUCCUUGCCUCAAGCUUUUCUUACUACAUAAUCCCGAACUAUCUCUUCCCCUCUAUCACGGCCCUAUCCUUCGUCUGUUGGAUUUGGAAAGACUCUGUCACGGCCCAACAGAUAGGUUCCGGGCUCCACGGGCUUGGGCUGGGCUCGUUCGCGCUUGACUGGUCAACUGUUGCGGGCUUUCUGGGAAGCCCGCUUGCGACCCCUGGGUUCGCCAUCGUCAACAUGCUGGUCGGGUUCGUGUUGGUCGUUUAUGUUGCGCUCCCUGUUGCAUAUUGGACUGACUUGUACGGCGCGAGAAAAUUUCCCAUUAUAUCCUCGCAUGUUUUUGAUGCUAAUGGGAAAGCAUAUAAUAUUUCGGAGAUUUUAAUCGAGAGUAGCUUCGAGUUUAACCGUGCCGGGUAUGAUGGUUAUAGCAAGGUUAAUCUGAGCGUGUUUUUCGUUUUGGCCUAUGGCUUGAGCUUCGCGGGCCUUGCAGCUACCGUGUCCCACGUGGCGCUCUUCCAUGGAAGUAUCCGACUCUUCAUCAUUGGGCUUCAUCAAACUACUCAUGUCGAACGAGGAAGAAUCAACCUCCAUCUCCUCCACGUCGAUCGAAUCAUAAUCCAUACGCUCCUCAAACUUCUCGUCCGAGCAGUUGAGAAGCCACGACAGGGAACACUUCACCCCCUUGCGCGCAAUAAUCUUGUUCCUCGGCUUAACCGUAGACUCAAGUCCGUAAGUAAAGUAAGCCGGAAAACUCACCAGAUCAUCCAACGGCCGACCCAUUUCAGAUGCAAAGUAUUCGAAACUGAGCCUCAUAAUGUCCAGAUUCAAUGCCAGCACCUGCGGGCACCCCAAGACCAUCUUCCUCACCUGAUCAGAUGA